Spizellomyces punctatus DAOM BR117 is the source of this 2324-nucleotide messenger RNA. RefSeq lists its product as uncharacterized. Gene Ontology annotation, cellular component: cytosol. Bases 93 to 2027 code for a protein of 644 amino acids. Lineage: Eukaryota; Fungi; Chytridiomycota; Chytridiomycetes; Spizellomycetales; Spizellomycetaceae. Gene Ontology annotation, biological process: 'de novo' cotranslational protein folding; regulation of translational fidelity. The transcript is spliced from 6 exons. The record is from RefSeq and is a predicted model, not a curated record. Gene Ontology annotation, molecular function: Hsp70 protein binding; ribosome binding.
GGGGGGUGAACAAUCUUGCUUUUUUUUCAACGUCAUUCCCCCAAACCCACCCCCUCCAUUUGCCGAGCACCACCCGGUUGUGCGUAGUGCAAAUGUCUAUCCUUACGCUUCCUAGUCCCCCAAAGUCCUGGGACAAGAACAAGGACUAUGUUAUUCACAACUCAAUAUCAGAGUUCUAUUCGGCGCCUAUAGAGCCUGUUGGAAAAGCUUUUAUUGCUGUUGCACGUCGCCAUCGUCAUAAGCGUACACUCUCUGAAGACGAGCGCAUUGAGCAAGCAUUGGAGGAUGCGAAAGACGAGGAUAUUUCGUUGGACGAUGAUGAACCUGAGACUCCGAAAUUGUUGAAAAGUGAUCCUUUAAAGUGGAAGGAACAAGAUCACUACGCCGUGUUGGGUCUCUCAAAGUUGCGCUGGAAGGCCAGUGAAGAAGAGAUCAAGAGAGCUUAUCGAAGGAAGGUAUUGAAGCACCACCCGGACAAGAACCCCGACGGUUCCGAUUCCUUUUUCAAAUGUGUACAGAAAGCAUGGGAAGUAAUGAGUGAACCUGUGAAGCGUCGUCAGUGGGAUUCGGUGGACCCCAAGUUCGACGAUUCCGUCCCAAGCGCGAAGGCAAAGGGCGAUUUCUUCAAGCUUUACCAACCUGCGUUUGAAAAGGAAGCGAGGUUUUCCAAGAUACAGCCGGUUCCUGAACUCGGCAGUGGUGAUUUGACACGUGACGAAGUGGAAGCAUUUUACAACUUUUGGUUCAACUUUGAUUCAUGGCGAACAUUUGAGAACCUUGAUGAGGAGGACACAGACAAUGUAGAAAGUAGGGAGGAAAAGAGGUGGUUGGAACGACGGAACAAGGCUGAGCGUACAAAGAGGAAGAAGGCGGAUAACGCUCGUGUAAACAAACUGGUUGAGCAAGCCUUCCAGGCUGAUCCACGCAUCAAAAAAUUCCGUGAGGAUGACAAAGCCGCAAAGGAAAGUAAGAAAAGGGAGAAAGAGGCUGCUGCCCGCGCUGCUGAGGAGGAAGCUAAGCGAAAGGCUGAAGAGGAACAGGCAGCCAAAGAAAAGGCUGAAGCUGAGGAACGAACCCGUCAGCAGGCUGAAAAGAAGGAGCGAGAAGCUGCCAAAAAUGCGCUCAGGAAAGAGAAAAAAACAAUCAAGCGCAUCAUGCGGGACAAUAAUAACUUCUUGCCCGAGGAUGCCUCCCCCGAUGCGGUUGCUACACAGCUCCAGAAAUUGGAUGAAAUCAUGGAAUUCCUUGAUGUUAGCGGACUGGAGCAGUUCCGUAAGAAGCUGGAAGAGGCAGCACCCGGUGGAGCAGAUGAUUUAGUAUUGGUUCUCGAUGAGGAGCAUAUGGCGAUGGUAGAGGCUAAAGACGCACAAAAGCAAGCGGCCGAUGCCAGCAGAGAAGAAGCAAAAGCCAAAGAAGAGAAAAAAGUCGUGAAAGCGCCAUGGAGUGCAAAGGAACUUGCGACGCUAAUUAAGGCCGUUAAGCUAUUCCCGGGAGGAACUAUUGAUAGAUGGGAGAAAAUUGCCGAGUAUAUAAAUGAGCACGGUGGGGAGGAGGGCGAGAGUGCCGAAACAAAAGCCAGUCGUCAAAGAACAGCAAAGGAAGCCAUCAGCCAGUCCAAAGUUGUACAGUCAGCUCAAGCGGCUGACCGUCAAAGACUGCAACAGGCCGCGAAAAAACCGGUAGCCAAAGUGGAAAUUAAUGACAAGCCAACCGAGCGGGUGGAGCCUGCGACCGCUGCAGCACCAGACGAAGCCUCCACCGCAAAAGCUGUCGUCAAUGGUGACAAGGCAGCUCCGAAGGCACCACAACCAUCCAUGCCCGCACCACCGAACGCGUCCUGGUCUACCGAGCAACAGAUUGCCCUUGAACAAGCCAUGCGAAAGUUCCCUGCGGCCAGCUUUAGGGAAAAUCCUAAUGAACGGUGGGAGAAAAUUACGUCGGAAGUCGCUGGUAAAACGAAGAAGGAGAUCAAACAACGAGUCAAGGAACUCGCUGAAAUGGUCAAAAAGAAGAAGCAGCAAUCUUGAAUUACUCCACCUCCAUCAAAUCAAAUUGCUACACGACGUUUUUUUUAUUUCAUUGUGUUUGGUUUCUCCCAUCAUUUUACUUUAUUCUGUUUCUCGGAGGGGAGGCGGAUGAAGAUGAUGGGAGGUUGUUAAUGCACAUAUUUUACAUAUUAGGAAAUAGAUUUUCUUUGUUGCUGAUAAUGCUUGACGAGUCAAAUGCUAUCUAUUUGGGACUAUGAAGUCUAUAAACGCAGCUGGGCAGCUCACGCAGAGCUUUUGCUGCACAAUGAUGUAGUUACAUGUUGAAACUCCACUACG